This is a messenger RNA of Pyrgilauda ruficollis (rufous-necked snowfinch), 585 nucleotides long. RefSeq names its product DPY30 domain containing 1 (gene DYDC1). The transcript is spliced from 6 exons. NCBI's taxonomy places the organism in Eukaryota, Metazoa, Chordata, Aves, Passeriformes, Passeridae. The coding region runs from base 107 to 568 and encodes 153 amino acids. The record is from RefSeq and is a predicted model, not a curated record. Gene Ontology annotation, cellular component: Set1C/COMPASS complex.
GCUGCUCUCCGAGGGAAGGCGAGCGGCAGCAGCGCAGCCCGCGGCACCAGAAGCGGGGUAUAGAUACCACCGGCUGGGGAGGAGCGUGAGGCGAGGCGCGACUUGGAUGGAGUCUCAGUAUCUGAAGCAAUGCCUGGGAACUUGCUUGAAGAAAGGACUGGCAGAGGUUGUAGAGCAUCGGCCAGCAGAUCCAAUAGAGUAUCUUGCACACUGGAUUUACAAUUACAGAAGAAACUUAGAUGAAGAAAAAAAGAGAGUACUGGAGAGAGCUGAACUGGAACAAGAACGGGAGGCAGCCCUAGCAGAACUUGAAAGGUUAAAAAUCCAGGAAGAAGAGCAGCGGAAACUUGAAGAACAACAGGCUCAGUUGGAGAAAGAACGUGCAGAGUUGGAAGCACAGAAGAAGAAAGCUGAAAUGCAGUUGCAGCAGGAAAAUGAAAAGACAAUAGCUGAAAUUACACCUGAGGAGCCAGCUGAGACUGUACCGAGUCAAACAGACCUCCCAACAGUAACAGAAGAAGAGGAGGAGGAAGAAGAAGAGGAGGAAGAAGAAGAAGAAGAAAAUUAGAACUGACCUGAGAGUAG